Messenger RNA from Bipolaris oryzae ATCC 44560, 600 nucleotides. RefSeq lists its product as uncharacterized. Bases 1 to 600 code for a protein of 199 amino acids. NCBI's taxonomy places the organism in Eukaryota, Fungi, Ascomycota, Dothideomycetes, Pleosporales, Pleosporaceae. The transcript has a single exon. The record is from RefSeq and is a predicted model, not a curated record.
AUGUGCAGAGAAACCUUCUCCCGCCACCGCCACUGCACCCACUCACGCCUCCUAAACCGUACAUACUGCUCUCUCAUCGAACCACCCUCCCCUCGCACCCCCGACACAGCCCGCGCCUGCCCCCGCUACAAACAGCACCGCGAGAAGCCCAGCAAACAGAUCCCAUGCUUCGCGUGCAAGCGGCAAGAGCGGAUCCGCGAGAUCCUGGAGGAGGAGCGAGAGACGGCGCGGGCAGAGCUGCGGGCUGCAGGGUUCAGCGAGGAAAAUAUCAAGAUGAUGAUGGUGCCGCCGCCGACGGGCUUCGUCAUGCCGCGCUUGUUUCCGAGGGGAGGCGAUGGCGAGAUGCUGGUUCAUCCGUUGUUUCGACAGGCGCGGGAGGCGAGGGCCUCGAGAGCUGAAGAUGCUGCGGGGUUGAUGCCGAAGAAGGUGGACUCGAGGAGUUCGGGGGGUAGCAGUGAUGGCGGGCUGCAGAAAGAGGUUGGACGGGUGAAGAGCAAGAGCCCGACUAGAAAGGGGUUCAAGAAUUGGAUCAAGGAGUUUUUGUUGGCUGAGAAUGUGGGUGAGGCGGUGAGUAUUGGGUUUCCGAAGAUGUAUGCUUAG